AUGAAAAACAAGUUUGAUUCGAAAGAUAACAAGCCGCUUCAUAGAAAGUUCUCCAUAGCGCCACCAAAUGUCAACACUUUCCCUACCGGUGUUGAUUUCAUCGAGCCAAAAGUGAUCCAGUUCAUCAACAACAUUCGAACCACUCAACCACCCUUCAGAAAGCAGAGACCUAAUGGGCUACGUCCACAGCGACCCGGUUCAAAUCCAAAUAAUUCGAGAAUUCACCCACGAUUCCGACCAACACCACCACCGUCACCGCCACAGCCACAGCCUUCUCUGAAGAAACCGUUGAGACCGAAGCAGCCGCCUCAAACCAACGUUCCUCAACCGUCUCCAGCUCAACCGACCUGUGGAGUCGCACCAGAGUUCAGUCCUUGUGUUAGUUCUGAGCAAGCCAGUCACGGUAAGUACGAAUUACAUCCACUUUUCUCUACGGUUCAUUUGUUUCGAUUUGUCGAUUAUUUGCAGCUUUGUUGGAAUGCUGCCCAAAGAAAGAACCUCCCAGCUGGCUGUUUGUCCCUUUGUCGGUAUGACAUCACACAAGCCGAGGUCCGUUUGGGUCUUUCCUUCCCUGCUUUUUGUGGGCGACCCACCCAGACUCGUCCAUACUUUGGACCUCAAUGCGAGCAGUUUUGUCGACCAGCACAAGGACUCAGCGCCUUGGGCCUUCAGCACAUAGUGUGUGCCAACGCGAUCGGUGACAUGCUUCAUUGCCAUCACGCGGGAAUCAGGCGAUAG
Messenger RNA from Ostertagia ostertagi, 738 nucleotides. The record is from the annotation of a GenBank genome assembly. NCBI's taxonomy places the organism in Eukaryota, Metazoa, Nematoda, Chromadorea, Rhabditida, Trichostrongylidae.